UCCAUCAGUGAGCAUCUUGUUUAAACAAAGGAUUAUGUGUUAUUAUUUAUUUUAUUGUUCAUCAUCAAUAAACCUAAAGUGAAAUGUGUGCGGCUUUAUUGUUAACAACCUGUGCUCCAAAGAAACCUGCAAGGAUGUUGAACCACCGACGGACAGCUCUAACCACAACCCUAAUGCAAGUGCAUGAAGAUGAUGAAAAUCAAGAUGAAGAUGAUGACUUAGACAAUAUUGAUUUAUACAGUAAUGAAACAAGUGAAGCUAUUGAAUUGGAUUCAUUAGAAGCUUAUAGUAUAGAUGAAGAAAAUGAAACACAACCUACAAAAACAGAGACCUUUAUAUCAAGCGAACGCGUACAAAUAGAAGAAAAACACUUAAAGAGACUUAAUCUGAAUGGCAUCUGCAAAAACAACAAUGGCUCCUUCACCACCGGUGCAUUUCCGUACGCCAGCAUGACCACUUCAAACACCAACACCAACAUAAACUCCAACGCGUUUUGUUAUGUCGAAGACAUCAUUCUACCAGACCAGUCGAUUCAGAGUCUGCAAGACCUGCAGGUGAUCAGCGCACGCUCCAACGACUUACAGUCGAUACCAGUCAGUAUUCUCAAACUCUCCUCGUUGCUGGUGUUGGACUUGGCUGACAACAAUCUAUUGACUAUACCGCCGGAAAUUAGCAGAUUGAUUAAUUUGCGCGAAUUGAUUCUUGACCAGAAUGCGUUGAGUGUCCUGCCGAAGACCAUAUGGGAGUUACAACGAUUGAAAGUGCUGAAAAUCGGCCAUAAUCGGCUGGCGCUGCCUCCGGAUAAACACACCGAGAUGCGGUCGCUGGUCCUGCCUCCAACGGACAACACCGAAAUUAAGCCCGAAAACUCAUGCAAGACCAACAUCCUUACCAAUCUCAAUCUGCGUGCGAACCGGCUCAAAGGCAACAUCAUUUUGGGCAAUUACGGCAGUUUGACCGAAUUAGACGUCAGCGAGAACAGCAUCGAGAUUUUGGACCUCACCGCCGUUGAACACCUUGAAAUUCUGCAGUGUUCCCGUAAUAGUUUGACGGAACUCACACUUUACGGAAAAAAUUUAACUUCGAUAAUUGCCGGAAACAACCGAAUAAGACAGAUUGCUGUGAAUUAUCCACCAGAACAGUUGAAACAUUUCGAUAUCUCUUACAAUGAACUCGAAAGCCUUCCGGAAUGGAUGUGCAAUUGCACCGAAUUGCGAUCGUUAUUCGCGAGUAACAACCACAUGCGCCAUCUACCGGAUCACUUGUUUUGCAAUGAGAUGCCGUUUCUGCAUACAGUCCAACUGGCCUACAAUCAACUGGAAAGUCUACCGAAUAUUCAAAGAAGAUUACCGAUUCAAGAAAUGUUUCUACAAAACAAUAGUUUAUCCAUUCUUCCAGAAAACUUCUUUAAAUAUAUUCCUAGUAUAAAAGUUCUGAAUCUUUCAAAUAAUCGACUCUGUGAUCUUCCUCAACCUGAAGAUGAUCUACACCUGGAGAAAUUAUACAUAACUGCGAAUUGUCUAACGGAUAAAAGUUUAGAGAAACUUGUGAGGUAUUUACGAAGUUUGAAAAGUCUACAUGCAGCUUAUAAUAAUUUUACAUCAAUGCCAGAAUCCUGUCCGCAAUACUGGACGGAAAUUGAAGAGUUGGUGUUUUCUGGGAAUAAGUUACUGAGAUUGCCUGAGAAUAUUGGACGAUUGAAACAUUUGAGUGUUUUGAGGGUCCACUCAAAUUUGUUACAGAAUAUUCCUCAGUUAUCUCAAUUGUUUGCAUUGAGAGUUUUGGAUUUAGCUCACAAUCAAUUGGAUAGAAUUGACUUAACCUCACUUGUACCCCCACAUUUAAAGUUUCUGGAUUUAUCAUGCAAUAUGAAGUUGCACGUGGACUCCCAACAGUUUCACACAUACAGGACACAGAGGCCCAUGUCUCUUGUAGAUGUUUCUGGGAAGAAUCGUACGUCGUUGCCUGUGACUCCAUCGCCAUUUUGUGAAAACGAUCUGACUGAAACCUGUUGGACUGUGGGAUUCUCAGAAACAUCUGGAAACAAACAGAAACUUUACGUUUCGCAAAUAAGACUUCCGAAUUUCUGUAAUACCGAAGGGUUAUUUGGAUUAUUUGAUGGAGAAAAUAAUUCUGACAUGCCUGUAUGUGUUGAUAAAGUGGUCCCCAGGAUAUUAUUAGAAGAGCGGACUGUUAAGGAGACAUCUGCUGAUUAUAUGAAGUAUACCAUGUUAUCAGCACAUAGGGAGUUGAAAGAUAAAGGUCAAAAGCAUGGGAUGAAUGCUAUAAUUGUACAUAUACUGAAAUCUAAAGUUAAUGCUGAUUAUUCUUUCUGUGGAGGUCAAAAAUACGCGAUGAGAAUUGCUAGUGUAGGAGAUGCUCGUUUGGUACUAGGGAGGUCAUCAGGACCUAUAAGACUGCUUCCCACUAAACAAAGAAAAACAAUUCGUACUAACCCACAGUUGCAACUUAUGGUGCCUGACCCGGAUGUGACUGAGAUCUUCCUGGAUGAACAAGAUGAAUACAUGAUCAUUGCCAAUAAGAACCUUUGGGAUGUAAUGUCUCCUGAUGUAGCUAUCAAGGAGGUUAGUCUUCAAAGGAAUGUAAUUCUAGCAGCUAAACGUCUACAGGACCUUGCUCAAAGCUAUGGUGCAGAAGAGAAUCUUAGUGUCAUUGUGGUAAAAUUCAAUUUGAUAGGAUCUGAUGUAGAUCUCCUGAUGAAAGAACUCCGACAGACUAUCAGAAAGAAUAAGUAUCAGGAAGCAUGCCAACCAGGUUGUUGUUGUGAAGCUUUGAACAACGAAUGUGUAAACUGUGAGAAACUGUCUAUGCCACUCAUGAACCAUGAUGAUAGGUCUUCCCCAAGUGGGCAAUCUGAACAUGCUUGCUCAGAUUGUCAUAGUGGGCAUGCACCUGCAAAGAUGUUUGUUAAUCAGCUCAAUAGACAACAGAUGGAAACCAGAUCAAUGAGAUCCAUAACUCCUCAUUUUGAAUCCGCAGAGGUGAAGAUCUCACCGGAACGAAGGAGUUACAGAGGAGUUGCACGUGCGGUAAGAGCCCGCACCAGAAUAGAUGAAGAUCAAAAGUCUCGAAAUGAAGAAUCAGAUUCAGCAUUAUCCGAGGAGCAGUUCAAGUGUUGGGAAUACAUGCUGGAGCAAAACACUCAACUCCUCUUUGAUAAAGAACUCAACACUCUUAAUAAGGGUAACCGUGGUAGGUCCCCUUUCACAUUGAAGAAUUCUACGUUAUCCAGAAGUAGCCCACAUCUUUCACAAGAGAACUCAACGAGCAGCAACUCAACUGGAACCGGGUCAUUCCUUUCCAGGCAAUUUGGUAGUGCCAGGUCUUUCAAUCCGAUCACCAACAGAGCUAACCUCAACGGUAGUCGAAUGUCAGUUGAUAAAAAGUUAAUAGGUGGACCACACGCUGCGUAUUUCGGCAGUUUACAACGAUUAAUGCCGUAUAAUUUAGAAUAUGAUUUUGCAGUCAUGCAAGAGCGGGGAUUAGCUGACAGUUUGGAUCUGGAUAGAAUGCAACAGUAUUGGGGUGUUACAACAACGGAAUUAUAGUUAUGCAACCAACUGUACUCUUCUUCACGUUAUUAGUUUAAUUUAUUAAAAUCAAAAACAAUACUCGACGACUAGAAUAUUAAUUAAAACAGAGACACAUAGUGUUAAUAGUUUUUUUUUCUUCUCUUCCCGCUCUAUUUAUGUAAUAGUUUGUGUUUAUUUAUUUAUUGGGUCUUCAUCCUUUUUCUUUGUGUUUUGUAUCGAUUUAUUAGUUGCUUACUCGAAUGACUAGAACAAUAAUAAAUAAUAACUAUACAUACAAUUUUAGUUUCACUUUGGGUUAAUUUUCACUUGCUUUCACUUAUUUCUUCGUGUCCUUCGAUAAUUUUAAUUAAUCAACAGUCAUUUGUUUGUUUAUUAUGUGUGCAUUAUUAUUGUUAUAAUUAAUUCAAGUAAGAUGUUUGAAAAUAUUUGUACAUAAAUUCGAGCUUUGCAAUUUUUGAUAAUUUUUUUUGUUUCAAAUAAUUGUAUAUAAAUGAAUAAAGAUGAAUGGUACUCGUAUCGUAA
Messenger RNA from Dalotia coriaria, 4076 nucleotides. RefSeq names its product PH domain leucine-rich repeat protein phosphatase (gene Phlpp). NCBI's taxonomy places the organism in Eukaryota, Metazoa, Arthropoda, Insecta, Coleoptera, Staphylinidae. Gene Ontology annotation, molecular function: protein binding. The record is from RefSeq and is a predicted model, not a curated record.